AUGUCCUUCAAUAGAUACUUCACCAUCUUCCACCCAUGCAGGCAUUCCACCAUCAUGACUUCCAGAGUCUGCUUUAUACUUGCACUCACAGCUUGGUUUGGGGGCUUUUUCUCCUUCCUUCCACAGACAGUCAUGGUGCUAAGACUUCCCUUCUGCAGCUCCAAUGUUGUUGACCAUUUCUAUUGCAACUCUGGACCUAUGCUGAAGAUUACAGGUGGGAACACACAUCUCAUUGAAGCCCUUGGUUUUCUGAUUACAGUGGCUGUGAUCCUGAGCUCUCUGCUCUUGGCAGUUGUAUCUUACAUCUUCAUUGUCUCCACAGUUCUCCACAUCCCUUCAUCCAGUGGACCAUGGAGGGCAUUCUCCACCUGCGACUCCCAUCUGAUUGUGGCCGGCAUAUUGUAUGGGCCAGUUUUUUUCAUCUACUUCAGACCUUUUACCACACGGUCUUCUUUCAACAUCAACAAAGCUGUCUUUAUACUGAAUGCUAUCAUCACUCCAGUCCAUAGCCCUUUCAUGACCCCCGGUCCAUCGGACCCCAAAUUCCCUGUCAAAUAUGUAGCCCAGCUGAGCUGGGAAAUAGCUGGUCCUAACUCUCUCACCCUGGCAUCACUGGGUUUGGAUUGUGCCCUAAAUCUAAAGCUAAAAUAUUGGCCUGAUAAAGAUCAUGUUGCAACCUUCCAGGCAUUGCUGGAUUACACCUCCCAUCAGCCCCAGCCAGCACAGCCAAUGGACAGGAUGGUGCAUUCAGCUCAUUUUAGACGUUGA
Rhineura floridana is the source of this 768-nucleotide messenger RNA. RefSeq names its product olfactory receptor 6X1-like. The transcript has 3 exons. Gene Ontology annotation, biological process: G protein-coupled receptor signaling pathway. Gene Ontology annotation, molecular function: olfactory receptor activity. The record is from RefSeq and is a predicted model, not a curated record. Lineage: Eukaryota; Metazoa; Chordata; Lepidosauria; Squamata; Rhineuridae. Gene Ontology annotation, cellular component: membrane. Bases 1 to 768 code for a protein of 255 amino acids.